This is a messenger RNA of Peronospora belbahrii, 1767 nucleotides long. NCBI's taxonomy places the organism in Eukaryota, Oomycota, Peronosporomycetes, Peronosporales, Peronosporaceae. The record is from the annotation of a GenBank genome assembly.
AUGAACCAAUUAAGUUCCUGUAGUAUUCGUGUCAUUGACUUGGACGAUGGUUCUGUACGUUCAAUCUUAUGGGAUCCAAAUGUCCCUGAUCAAGUCUUUGAAAGUCUCGUGGAAUCUCAACUUCGUGUGCAAUUUGGUGUCUCUGAUGAAGCAUGGGUUGAUCUCAUUGAUACAGCAAAUUCCAGUCUUGUACAUAUUACCAAAGAUGUAUUAUCAAAUAUGAAAGAUUCCUUAUGUUUAUGUCUCUCACCAAAGACAGAAGCAUUAGCUCCGAUGAAAACAACUGAAGUUUUUGAAGUUGUUUUUCAUGAUCGAUCUCUCGGAAUGACAAUACGAGAACAGAAUGAAAGUGUCAUUGUGAAUCAUUUAAAACGAAAACCUGAUGGAUCAUUAGGUGAAGCAGAAGCAUCAGGACGGAUUCAACCUAAUGAUGUCAUUUACAAGGUAAAUGGAGCGAGAACCGUUGGUCGAAGCUAUGAUAAUGUUGUUCAGAUGCUUCAGACUCAGACACGACCUCUUAGUAUUCAGUUUUUCCGUCCAUUUCGACGAGAAGGACUUUUUGCAGUGGAAUUUCGAGGCCCGAGUCUUAAUAUGACGAUCACAACAGAUGAUGUUAAUGUUAUUGUAAAAGAUUUACCAAUGGCUCAUCCAAAUAUUGUAGGCUAUGCAGAAGCUCAUGGCGUACGGAUCUUUGAUAUUAUUCAUGCAGUGGAUGGAGAGAUCAUUAACGGACUUGAGUAUAACCGUGCCAUUAGCUUACUCAGUCGUAGUACACGUCCUAUGGUGGUGGUUUUUGCACGCUCGAAAGUGAUGCCUCCCACACCAGGCAGAUCGACUGGUGUCAUGAGCAACCGUUUCUCAUUUGCCUCAACGGUAGCGCCGUCGCCACGCCCCAGUAAUAUGGACGGUUUUGGCUUACGUCGGGGUUCAGGAUGCUCUGCGUUGAGUGGAAUGGAAGGCGAGAACAUGUUGGUAGAAGAAAUGCUUGAGUUUUGUGAAGGUUUGGGCAAUGACGGCGUACUGAACCAAAAGGAAGUUGAGAUGCUAAAGGAUAUGGUGCUCGCCAUGCGGCCAGACGUAUGCAGUGCAGUGAAGCGAAAGAACAACAAUGCAAUUGUAGCGAUCGUGCGGUCGCCAUUUAUGCGGCUUUGGGACAGCCUACUGAAGACGCGAGAGAGUAUUUUGUUGGCAGGACCCGUGUCACUUAAGCGCAAGAAGCGCUUUCAUUUGCUACUCACAGAUCACGAACGUCUUCUUUUUGUCAAUAAGGAUACUAACUUAUUAGAGGACGAGAUCAUGUGCUCCCAGAUCGUGACCGUGAGCUCGCGCUCUAAGUACCAAGAGCUUACAAUCUCCACGAGCAAGACGGAUUACGUAUUAAUUGACAACUUUAUUGGACCCGUCAUUUGGGUGCAUGCGAUUCUGCCGUUUACGUGCACGCAAGGCAUUCUCAAAGUGGCUAGCAGUAGACGCUUUCUUGGCUCCAAGAAGCGGUAUUUCGUGCUGCGUGGUAAUCAUCUCACGGGCUAUAAGAAAGAGAGCAUGAUUCACCAGGUGGGUGCCAAGAGCAGCACAAUUUCGCUUGCCGGUGCUAAAAUUGAUAUUACAGACCCACGCAGCUUGACUUUCAUCAUCACCACACCUGAGUUCAGCCAAGCUGGCAAGAAGCUCAUCCUUACGGCGACGUCAACACGAGAAUUUAACAAGUGGGCCACGGCAUUUAAAGAACUGCAACCAAUGUCUCCUUCCACCACUGCUUCAACCUAA